Molecule: messenger RNA, 1654 nt
Organism: Bufo gargarizans (Asiatic toad)
Lineage: Eukaryota; Metazoa; Chordata; Amphibia; Anura; Bufonidae
Gene: PSMC1
Product: proteasome 26S subunit, ATPase 1
Exons: 11
Coding region: 61-1383 (440 amino acids)
Biological process (GO): proteasome-mediated ubiquitin-dependent protein catabolic process
Cellular component (GO): proteasome regulatory particle, base subcomplex
Molecular function (GO): ATP hydrolysis activity; ATP binding; proteasome-activating activity
Source: RefSeq, a predicted model, not a curated record
CUUUUGUGAGGCAGUGCAGUCGCCGUACAGUGACGUGUUUCCGGAUAGGCAGCGGCGGACAUGGGUCAAAGUCAGAGCGGUGGACAUGGUCCCGGGGGAGGGAAGAAGGAUGACAAGGACAAGAAGAAGAAGUACGAGCCACCCGUCCCCACCAGGGUUGGCAAGAAGAAAAAGAAGACGAAGGGUCCCGAUGCCGCCAGCAAACUUCCACUGGUCACUCCCCAUACACAGUGCAGAUUGAAGCUGCUGAAGCUGGAGAGGAUAAAGGACUAUCUUCUCAUGGAGGAAGAGUUCAUCAGGAACCAGGAGCAGAUGAAGCCACUGGAGGAGAAGCAGGAGGAAGAGAGAUCUAAGGUGGAUGACCUGCGAGGGACACCCAUGUCAGUGGGAACCUUGGAGGAAAUCAUCGAUGAUAACCAUGCCAUUGUCUCUACAUCGGUGGGAUCAGAGCAUUAUGUCAGCAUCCUUUCAUUUGUGGACAAAGAUCUGCUGGAGCCGGGGUGCUCUGUCUUACUGAACCACAAAGUUCAUGCUGUGAUCGGGGUCCUCAUGGAUGACACAGACCCUCUGGUGACUGUGAUGAAAGUGGAGAAGGCUCCUCAGGAGACAUAUGCUGAUAUCGGAGGACUGGAUAACCAGAUCCAGGAAAUUAAGGAAUCUGUGGAGCUUCCCCUCACCCACCCAGAGUAUUACGAAGAGAUGGGCAUUAAACCACCAAAAGGUGUCAUCCUCUACGGCCAGCCCGGCACAGGUAAAACCCUUCUGGCCAAAGCUGUAGCCAACCAGACGUCUGCCACCUUCCUGAGGGUGGUGGGCUCAGAGCUGAUCCAGAAAUACCUGGGUGAUGGUCCUAAGCUGGUCCGUGAGCUGUUUAGAGUGGCAGAAGAACAUGCACCAUCUAUAGUGUUUAUUGAUGAGAUUGAUGCCAUUGGCACAAAGAGAUACGACUCAAACUCGGGUGGCGAACGAGAGAUUCAGCGAACCAUGUUGGAGCUGCUCAACCAGCUGGAUGGCUUUGAUUCUCGGGGCGAUGUGAAAGUCAUAAUGGCCACCAACAGAAUAGAAACACUGGAUCCAGCACUUAUUAGACCAGGUCGUAUCGACAGAAAGAUUGAAUUCCCUCUACCAGAUGAAAAGACAAAGAAGAGAAUCUUCCAGAUCCACACAAGCCGCAUGACUCUGGCUACUGAUGUCACACUGGAUGAAUUAAUCAUGGCAAAAGACGACCUGUCCGGAGCAGAUAUAAAGGCCAUAUGUACAGAGGCCGGGCUGAUGGCGCUCCGAGAGAGGAGGAUGAAAGUCACCAAUGAAGAUUUCAAGAAAUCUAAAGAGAACGUCUUGUACAAGAAACAAGAAGGCACGCCGGAGGGGUUGUAUCUGUAAUGUUCUCUUCGGUAUAUUUUCUAUUCUGCUAUCACUCACUGGCUGGGGGAAGGGUGUAACGCCGUAUGUGUACAGGGGUGUCUGCUGCAACAUUGGACUGAUCCCCAUUAGCCCCAGAGAAUCUCAUUAGAAUAUGAUGGGUGUCCUUGCUACCAGUCAUCAAACUUGCUGUUUUGUUACCAAGUGUAUGCAGCGUCUGCUACCCAUGUAUACAGACAGGUGGCCUAUGGCGGCUGCUGGAGGUCGUGUGAAAUAAAAUCACUAAAAAACA